Molecule: messenger RNA, 618 nt
Organism: Populus trichocarpa (black cottonwood)
Lineage: Eukaryota; Viridiplantae; Streptophyta; Magnoliopsida; Malpighiales; Salicaceae
Exons: 1
Coding region: 98-409 (103 amino acids)
Source: RefSeq, a predicted model, not a curated record
AGCUUCCAUACAUAUACAAUUACCCCUUCAAGAAACCUAAAACCAUAUCCUCCUCUUUAUAUAAGCCAAGAAAUUGUGUUUUGUUGAUAAGUAAUUAAUGGGUUCUGUUUCUUCAUCAACUGUGAUGGCAGAAAAGAUUUCUUGGUAUUGUGCUUUGUUGAUGGCGCUAAUGCUGGUUUUGAGCUGCUGUGAAGUGAGUGAAAGUGAAUUGGCUGCUGUUGGGCAUCCGAGGGUUUUUGAGGACAAGCCAUGCGAUGAGAUAUAUGUGGUCCGAGAAGGUGAGACUUUGCAUACUAUUAGUGAAAAAUGUCGGGAUCCUUAUAUUGUUGAAGAAAAUCCACACAUUCAUGACCCAGAUGAUGUUUUCCCUGGCCUGGUCAUCAAGAUUACCCCUUUCAACGAUAGGUAAACUCUAGUCUAUUUUUCGUCUCUAAUGAGAUAUAUGUAUAUGUAUAUCGUUCGUAUUGUUUGUGAAUGUUUACGUUCAUGGAACCUCUGCAUAGAUACAAGUGAAAAUCAUGGAGGGAGCUGUGUAUAUAUAUCUCUUCACCUUGGACACUUAGUGGUGAUCCAGCUUGUAAUCAUGAAAUCAAUGAAAGAAAACUUUUACGGUAUCAA